ACAGUUACCUGUUACUUACCUGCAUGCUUAUCUACCAGUUGUGUAGCGUUUUGUAGCCAUGUACUGAUAGCAGAGGUAGUGGCCGGGACGUAGAUAACACGUCUACGAGUCCCCAAAGUGAGUUACACUUUGAUGAUUUUUAUCGAAGUAGAACUGCUUAUUAGUUAAACUGAAGAAAUUCUUCAUUUUAAGUAUUAUUUUUAAUUCCUGGCUGGAGUAUAGUUUACGAUUCUGUUUUUUUAUUCCAAUAUGGCAAGUCCCAGAACUAGACGAAUUCUUCAAGAAUUGAAGCCUCAUGAUGAAAAUGAUAAAUGUUUUGAAUGUGGAGCACACAAUCCUCAAUGGGUAUCUGUAACAUAUGGUAUUUGGAUCUGUUUGGAAUGCUCUGGGAAACACAGAGGUCUGGGAGUACAUUUAUCUUUUGUUAGAUCUGUGACAAUGGAUAAGUGGAAAGAUGUUGAGUUGGAGAAGAUGAAAGUAGGUGGUAACCGUAAUGCUAGAGUAUUUUUUGAGUCACAAUCAGAUUAUGAUGAUAGCAUGAGUAUUCAACAGAAAUAUAACACGAAAGCUGCUGCAUUGUAUAGAGACAAGAUUUCAACUUUAGCACAAGGUAAACCUUGGGAUGAAAAGAAAUCAUCAGCUCAAAAUCAUAGCAUAAAUUUAAGUAAUUGUAAUGAUUAUAACAGUGGUUAUAACAGCAAUUAUUAUAGUUCUUCAAAUUCAUACCAGUCUUGCAAUGAUUCUUAUCAAGGUAACAGUUACCAAAACUACAAUUCUAUGGAAUUUAAAGAUCAAAAAGAAGCUUUCUUUAAUCGUUUGCAAAAUGAAAAUGCCUCUAGAAGAGAUGAUUUGCCACCAAGUCAAGGAGGGAAGUACACCGGUUUUGGUUAUACAAAAGAAACCCCUCCAAGAAGCCAGUCCCAGGAAUUUGUAGAUACUGCACUAUCAUCAUUAGCAAAUGGCUGGUCUUUGUUUUCUUCUGCUGCGUCAAAAGUCGCUAGCAAGGCUUCAGAAAACGCUAUAAAAUAUGGAGGAUUAGCAACACAGAAGGUAGCUGAUAUAAGUGUACAAGUUGGUGAAAAGGUAAAAGGCGGUACAAUAUUAGAAGACGUGGGGUCUCAAGUGACAACUAUUGCAAAUAAGAUGGGAGAACUUGGUAGAAAAGGAUGGCAAGAAGUAACUGGAAAUAAUAGUACCAGUCGUCCAGGAGGUGACUAUCAUUCUGGAGUAUUUGGGGCGCAAGGAGGUACUUUACCAGGAGAAAGAUCUUCCUUAGUCAACAGUGGGAGUGGAUCUGCUCGAGGAGACGAGGAUUGGAGUUGGAGCAGUCAGCAAGGAUCCAAAGUUUCUAGUCCGAGAAGUCCAAAUCAAAACUGGGAAAAUAAUAGUAGCAAUUGGGGUGGUGGCUAUCAAUCUGAAUCGUUAGGUUAUCAGUCGAAUUCGGGAAACAAUAGUUUAAAUAAUUUUAGUAUUUCUUCCACAACUACUGUUUCUGAGAAGAAGAACGUUCGUAAAGAGAAAACAUCGGAAAAGAAAUCCGGCUGGGAUGAUAAGUGGGGUGAUGAUGAUCUUUGGGAUAAUCUGAACAAGUAAAUGAAUUUGACAUUUAUAGGAAUUUUACUUCAACUUAUUUAGUUCAAUUAUGUAUAUUUUUAAAUAUUCUUAGCUGAUUACUUAUUAAAUAUACUGGUUUAUUGAGA
This is a messenger RNA of Agrilus planipennis (emerald ash borer), 1700 nucleotides long. RefSeq names its product ADP-ribosylation factor GTPase-activating protein 1 (gene ArfGAP1). The record is from RefSeq and is a predicted model, not a curated record. Gene Ontology annotation, biological process: regulation of endocytosis; regulation of ARF protein signal transduction. Bases 250 to 1593 code for a protein of 447 amino acids. NCBI's taxonomy places the organism in Eukaryota, Metazoa, Arthropoda, Insecta, Coleoptera, Buprestidae. The transcript is spliced from 8 exons. Gene Ontology annotation, cellular component: Golgi membrane. Gene Ontology annotation, molecular function: GTPase activator activity.